CACAAUGGUUGCCAUGGUAACCGAGGUCACAAUGAGAAUGCACAUUGGUUGCCAUGGCAACUGACAUCACAAUGCGAAUCACAAUGGUUGCCAUGGUAACCGAGAUCCCAGUAAAGAUGCACAAUGGGUUCCAUGGCAACCGUUGUAAUAAUAGGAAUGCACAAUGGUUGCCAGGGUAACUGACGUAACAAUGGGAAUGCAUAAUGGUUGCCCUGGUAAACGAUGUCACAGUGGGAAUGCACAAUGUUUUCCAUGGUAACUGUUGUAAUAAUGGGAAUGCACAAUGGUUGCCAUGGUAACCGACAUAUCAAUUGGAAUGCUCAGUGGUUGCCAUGGCAACCGAGGUCAUAAUGAGAAUGCACAAUGGUUGCCAUAGCAACUCAGUCACAAUGAGAAUGCACAAUGGUUGUCAUGGCAACCGAGGUCACAAUGAGAAAACAGAAUGGUUCCCAUGGUAACCGAGGUCACAAUGGGAAUGCAUAAUGGUUGCCAUGGGAAGUGAUGUCACAAUGAGACUGCACAAUGGUUGCCAUAGCAACCGAUGUCAUAAUGAGGAUGCACAAUGGUUGCCAUGGUAACCGAGGUCACAAUGAGAAUGCACAAUAGUUGCCAUGGUAACCAACGUGACAGUGAGACUGUAUAAUGGUUGCCAUGGUAACCGAGUUCACAAUGAGAAUACACAAUGGUUGCCAUGGUAACCGAGGUCACAAUGGGAAUGCAUAAUGGUUGCCAUGGGAAGUGAUGUCACAAUGAGACUGCACAAUGGUUGCCAUAGCAACCGACAUCAUAAUGAGGAUGCACAAAGGUUGCCAUGGUAAACCAUGUAACAAUGAGGAUGCACAAUGGUUGCCAUGGUAACCGAGGUCACAAUGAGAAUGCACAUUGGUUGCCAUGGCAACUGACAUCACAAUGCGAAUCACAAUGGUUGCCAUGGUAACCGAGAUCCCAGUAAAGAUGCACAAUGGGUUCCAUGGCAACCGUUGUAAUAAUAGGAAUGCACAAUGGUUGCCAGGGUAACUGACGUAACAAUGGGAAUGCAUAAUGGUUGCCCUGGUAAACGAUGUCACAGUGGGAAUGCACAAUGUUUUCCAUGGUAACUGUUGUAAUAAUGGGAAUGCACAAUGGUUGCCAUGGUAACCGACAUAUCAAUUGGAAUGCUCAGUGGUUGCCAUGGCAACCGAGGUCAUAAUGAGAAUGCACAAUGGUUGCCAUAGCAACUCAGUCACAAUGAGAAUGCACAAUGGUUGUCAUGGCAACCGAGGUCACAAUGAGAAAACAGAAUGGUUCCCAUGGUAACCGAGGUCACAAUGGGAAUGCAUAAUGGUUGCCAUGGGAAGUGAUGUCACAAUGAGACUGCACAAUGGUUGCCAUAGCAACCGAUGUCAUAAUGAGGAUGCACAAUGGUUGCCAUGGUAACCGAGGUCACAAUGAGAAUGCACAAUAGUUGCCAUGGUAACCAACGUGACAGUGAGACUGUAUAAUGGUUGCCAUGGUAACCGAGUUCACAAUGAGAAUACACAAUGGUUGCCAUGGUAACCGAGGUCACAAUGGGAAUGCAUAAUGGUUGCCAUGGGAAGUGAUGUCACAAUGAGACUGCACAAUGGUUGCCAUAGCAACCGACAUCAUAAUGAGGAUGCACAAAGGUUGCCAUGGUAAACCAUGUAACAAUGAGGAUGCACAAUGGUUGCCAUGGUAACCGAGGUCACAAUGAGAAUGCACAUUGGUUGCCAUGGCAACUGACAUCACAAUGCGAAUCACAAUGGUUGCCAUGGUAACCGAGAUCCCAGUAAAGAUGCACAAUGGGUUCCAUGGCAACCGUUGUAAUAAUAGGAAUGCACAAUGGUUGCCAGGGUAACUGACGUAACAAUGGGAAUGCAUAAUGGUUGCCCUGGUAAACGAUGUCACAGUGGGAAUGCACAAUGUUUUCCAUGGUAACUGUUGUAAUAAUGGGAAUGCACAAUGGUUGCCAUGGUAACCGACAUAUCAAUUGGAAUGCUCAGUGGUUGCCAUGGCAACCGAGGUCAUAAUGAGAAUGCACAAUGGUUGCCAUAGCAACUCAGUCACAAUGAGAAUGCACAAUGGUUGUCAUGGCAACCGAGGUCACAAUGAGAAAACAGAAUGGUUCCCAUGGUAACCGAGGUCACAAUGGGAAUGCAUAAUGGUUGCCAUGGGAAGUGAUGUCACAAUGAGACUGCACAAUGGUUGCCAUAGCAACCGAUGUCAUAAUGAGGAUGCACAAUGGUUGCCAUGGUAACCGAGGUCACAAUGAGAAUGCACAAUAGUUGCCAUGGUAACCAACGUGACAGUGAGACUGUAUAAUGGUUGCCAUGGUAACCGAGUUCACAAUGAGAAUACACAAUGGUUGCCAUGGUAACCGAGGUCACAAUGGGAAUGCAUAAUGGUUGCCAUGGGAAGUGAUGUCACAAUGAGACUGCACAAUGGUUGCCAUAGCAACCGACAUCAUAAUGAGGAUGCACAAAGGUUGCCAUGGUAAACCAUGUAACAAUGAGGAUGCACAAUGGUUGCCAUGGUAACCGAGGUCACAAUGAGAAUGCACAUUGGUUGCCAUGGCAACUGACAUCACAAUGCGAAUCACAAUGGUUGCCAUGGUAACCGAGAUCCCAGUAAAGAUGCACAAUGGGUUCCAUGGCAACCGUUGUAAUAAUAGGAAUGCACAAUGGUUGCCAGGGUAACUGACGUAACAAUGGGAAUGCAUAAUGGUUGCCCUGGUAAACGAUGUCACAGUGGGAAUGCACAAUGUUUUCCAUGGUAACUGUUGUAAUAAUGGGAAUGCACAAUGGUUGCCAUGGUAACCGACAUAUCAAUUGGAAUGCUCAGUGGUUGCCAUGGCAACCGAGGUCAUAAUGAGAAUGCACAAUGGUUGCCAUAGCAACUCAGUCACAAUGAGAAUGCACAAUGGUUGUCAUGGCAACCGAGGUCACAAUGAGAAAACAGAAUGGUUCCCAUGGUAACCGAGGUCACAAUGGGAAUGCAUAAUGGUUGCCAUGGGAAGUGAUGUCACAAUGAGACUGCACAAUGGUUGCCAUAGCAACCGAUGUCAUAAUGAGGAUGCACAAUGGUUGCCAUGGUAACCGAGGUCACAAUGAGAAUGCACAAUAGUUGCCAUGGUAACCAACGUGACAGUGAGACUGUAUAAUGGUUGCCAUGGUAACCGAGUUCACAAUGAGAAUACACAAUGGUUGCCAUGGUAACCGAGGUCACAAUGGGAAUGCAUAAUGGUUGCCAUGGGAAGUGAUGUCACAAUGAGACUGCACAAUGGUUGCCAUAGCAACCGACAUCAUAAUGAGGAUGCACAAAGGUUGCCAUGGUAAACCAUGUAACAAUGAGGAUGCACAAUGGUUGCCAUGGUAACCGAGGUCACAAUGAGAAUGCACAUUGGUUGCCAUGGCAACUGACAUCACAAUGCGAAUCACAAUGGUUGCCAUGGUAACCGAGAUCCCAGUAAAGAUGCACAAUGGGUUCCAUGGCAACCGUUGUAAUAAUAGGAAUGCACAAUGGUUGCCAGGGUAACUGACGUAACAAUGGGAAUGCAUAAUGGUUGCCCUGGUAAACGAUGUCACAGUGGGAAUGCACAAUGUUUUCCAUGGUAACUGUUGUAAUAAUGGGAAUGCACAAUGGUUGCCAUGGUAACCGACAUAUCAAUUGGAAUGCUCAGUGGUUGCCAUGGCAACCGAGGUCAUAAUGAGAAUGCACAAUGGUUGCCAUAGCAACUCAGUCACAAUGAGAAUGCACAAUGGUUGUCAUGGCAACCGAGGUCACAAUGAGAAAACAGAAUGGUUCCCAUGGUAACCGAGGUCACAAUGGGAAUGCAUAAUGGUUGCCAUGGGAAGUGAUGUCACAAUGAGACUGCACAAUGGUUGCCAUAGCAACCGAUGUCAUAAUGAGGAUGCACAAUGGUUGCCAUGGUAACCGAGGUCACAAUGAGAAUGCACAAUAGUUGCCAUGGUAACCAACGUGACAGUGAGACUGUAUAAUGGUUGCCAUGGUAACCGAGUUCACAAUGAGAAUACACAAUGGUUGCCAUGGUAACCGAGGUCACAAUGGGAAUGCAUAAUGGUUGCCAUGGGAAGUGAUGUCACAAUGAGACUGCACAAUGGUUGCCAUAGCAACCGACAUCAUAAUGAGGAUGCACAAAGGUUGCCAUGGUAAACCAUGUAACAAUGAGGAUGCACAAUGGUUGCCAUGGUAACCGAGGUCACAAUGAGAAUGCACAUUGGUUGCCAUGGCAACUGACAUCACAAUGCGAAUCACAAUGGUUGCCAUGGUAACCGAGAUCCCAGUAAAGAUGCACAAUGGGUUCCAUGGCAACCGUUGUAAUAAUAGGAAUGCACAAUGGUUGCCAGGGUAACUGACGUAACAAUGGGAAUGCAUAAUGGUUGCCCUGGUAAACGAUGUCACAGUGGGAAUGCACAAUGUUUUCCAUGGUAACUGUUGUAAUAAUGGGAAUGCACAAUGGUUGCCAUGGUAACCGACAUAUCAAUUGGAAUGCUCAGUGGUUGCCAUGGCAACCGAGGUCAUAAUGAGAAUGCACAAUGGUUGCCAUAGCAACUCAGUCACAAUGAGAAUGCACAAUGGUUGUCAUGGCAACCGAGGUCACAAUGAGAAAACAGAAUGGUUCCCAUGGUAACCGAGGUCACAAUGGGAAUGCAUAAUGGUUGCCAUGGGAAGUGAUGUCACAAUGAGACUGCACAAUGGUUGCCAUAGCAACCGAUGUCAUAAUGAGGAUGCACAAUGGUUGCCAUGGUAACCGAGGUCACAAUGAGAAUGCACAAUAGUUGCCAUGGUAACCAACGUGACAGUGAGACUGUAUAAUGGUUGCCAUGGUAACCGAGUUCACAAUGAGAAUACACAAUGGUUGCCAUGGUAACCGAGGUCACAAUGGGAAUGCAUAAUGGUUGCCAUGGGAAGUGAUGUCACAAUGAGACUGCACAAUGGUUGCCAUAGCAACCGACAUCAUAAUGAGGAUGCACAAAGGUUGCCAUGGUAAACCAUGUAACAAUGAGGAUGCACAAUGGUUGCCAUGGUAACCGAGGUCACAAUGAGAAUGCACAUUGGUUGCCAUGGCAACUGACAUCACAAUGCGAAUCACAAUGGUUGCCAUGGUAACCGAGAUCCCAGUAAAGAUGCACAAUGGGUUCCAUGGCAACCGUUGUAAUAAUAGGAAUGCACAAUGGUUGCCAGGGUAACUGACGUAACAAUGGGAAUGCAUAAUGGUUGCCCUGGUAAACGAUGUCACAGUGGGAAUGCACAAUGUUUUCCAUGGUAACUGUUGUAAUAAUGGGAAUGCACAAUGGUUGCCAUGGUAACCGACAUAUCAAUUGGAAUGCUCAGUGGUUGCCAUGGCAACCGAGGUCAUAAUGAGAAUGCACAAUGGUUGCCAUAGCAACUCAGUCACAAUGAGAAUGCACAAUGGUUGUCAUGGCAACCGAGGUCACAAUGAGAAAACAGAAUGGUUCCCAUGGUAACCGAGGUCACAAUGGGAAUGCAUAAUGGUUGCCAUGGGAAGUGAUGUCACAAUGAGACUGCACAAUGGUUGCCAUAGCAACCGAUGUCAUAAUGAGGAUGCACAAUGGUUGCCAUGGUAACCGAGGUCACAAUGAGAAAACAGAAUGGUUCCCAUGGUAACCGAGGUCACAAUGGGAAUGCAUAAUGGUUGCCAUGGGAAGUGAUGUCACAAUGAGACUGCACAAUGGUUGCCAUAGCAACCGAUGUCAUAAUGAGGAUGCACAAUGGUUGCCAUGGUAACCGAGGUCACAAUGAGAAUGCACAAUAGUUGCCAUGGUAACCAACGUGACAGUGAGACUGUAUAAUGGUUGCCAUGGUAACCGAGUUCACAAUGAGAAUACACAAUGGUUGCCAUGGUAACCGAGGUCACAAUGGGAAUGCAUAAUGGUUGCCAUGGGAAGUGAUGUCACAAUGAGACUGCACAAUGGUUGCCAUAGCAACCGACAUCAUAAUGAGGAUGCACAAAGGUUGCCAUGGUAAACCAUGUAACAAUGAGGAUGCACAAUGGUUGCCAUGGUAACCGAGGUCACAAUGAGAAUGCACAUUGGUUGCCAUGGCAACUGACAUCACAAUGCGAAUCACAAUGGUUGCCAUGGUAACCGAGAUCCCAGUAAAGAUGCACAAUGGGUUCCAUGGCAACCGUUGUAAUAAUAGGAAUGCACAAUGGUUGCCAGGGUAACUGACUUCACAAUGAGAAUGCACAAUGGUUGGCUUGGCAACUGAUGUCACAAUGAGACUGCACAUUGGUUGCCAUGGCAACCGAGGUCACAAUGAGAAAACAGAAUGGUUCCCAUGGUAACCGAGGUCACAAUGAGAAAGCAUAAUGGUUCCCAUGGUUCCUGAAGUGUACCAGGUUUGCAAGGAUAUAUGUCCGGAAUAAAGACAAGUACAAUAGUCAUUCAAACACUACAAAAUAUCUUUUAUUGCAGUGAGAGUUAAAAAAAAAAAAAACUAUUAGCAAAGAGAAUCAAAAGUUUAAAAGAAUACCAAAAAAAUCUACUUUAUCUACUGGCGUUCAUACAAUAUUACAAACAGCCUCUAUUAAAGUAUUAGUGCAAGGGGAAUUAAAGGGAUACAAUAUUAGCUAGUAGAAAGGGAAUUAAAGGGAUACAAGAAAAAGGAUAGUAUUGGGGCCUUUGCAAUACUGAAUCAAUAUACAGAACUGUAAUGUUUAGCAAGGCCAUCAGCUGACAAGAUUGGUAAUACAAAGUUUAACAAGAAACAACAGGAUGUACCCUUGCGAAGGAGACGGAUGUAUCUUUCACACGAGAAGCUAAAAAGAGACCCUGGAAGCCAGCAUGGGAAUCGCAAGAGACAGUGUCAGCAAGAAAUGCAGAAGUUGGAAAGAAUGAACAAUGGGGACUGUAUUCAUUGUUCAUUAGCCAAUCCGUAUUCAACACACAGCUUUCUGAUAUGUACUUAAGCACUGCUGUUAGGCACAAUAAACGAAUCAGACCGUUAACUCCAUGAGUGUUUGAGUCUGUUCCGCUUGCCUGAUAUGCCCGCAGCAUCUGGCGACCCCCGACGUGAUCCACUAGGGGGUGAGAAGGGAUCAGCGGAGCCGGCAAGGAACCUGCCUGGGUCAGCGGAGACGAGAGCUGACUUUAGAGCCCGAAGAAAGGCGGAACCUGAGAGCCCAAAGAGGCGGAAUCUGAGAGCCCGAAGAAAGGCGGACAGAACUCACCGGUGAGUCAAGAAAAUUAGGCAGGAUGGGAAUUGCUGUAUCAGCAGUAGAAAAAGCGGUGGUGGACAGCCUUAUGAAGUUGGCUUAUCAUACAAACACCCCGCUGUCCCGACAGGCUGUCAUAGAUUUACUAUGCUGGAGCCGUCGGCGUGGACUUAUCUCGUCAACCCAAGAUAUUUAUAAAAAUGAAACUUGGACUAAGAUAGGGGAAGAACUUUGGGAGUCAGUUCAAGUCGGAACAAAGGGAGCUAAAACUCUUGCUCAAACUUAUCGUGCAGUAAAAAGUAUGAUUGCACAGUUACACGGAGAAGCGCAAGUCGCUGCGGCACUUAAAGCUGCGGUGCGGCUUCCUGAAGUGAAAAAACAAACUGAGGCUACAGAGCCAGAUGAAUGGCCUCCUCUUAAUGAUCCCCCUGAUUAUCCACCUGUUACUUCUGCUUAUCCUGCUAUGACUAGAGCUGAGCAGAUAGCUUGGGGAUUGGAUGAUGAUCUGCCUCCUUGGCAGCCUGAUAAUGAGGCUCAAAAUCAGUCUAAUUUACAACAAGGGAACCAGAAUCUUGGUCCCCCAGAAAAGGUAGUCUCAUCGGCUCCUGCAGAAGAAUUGGCAGGCGGUGAUGAGCCGAUGGAUUUGGAUCGUCUUCUUGCAGAUCUGCCUCCUCUUCCACCUGAGGAUGACACAGUUUUUAGCAGUGAUGAUGAAUCCCCUAAGGGUCCAUACUCAGAAUUAAGAAAAGAACUGCAACAGCAAAAGAAGAAUAUGACUGCUUUGUUAGAGGAGAUGAAAAGACUUGAUAAAGACUCAAAACGAAAAGAUGUUCGAAAAGCUUACAAAGCAGCUCAUGACACUAUAGUAAAAGGUUUAGAUGCUAUAGGGGACAGAUUGGAGCAAGAAACACAACAGAGGGGGAGGGAAAAUGAGUGUAAAAAGCAAGAACAGAAUAAUCAGCCGAGAGAUCCUAAUUUUGAUCCACAAAAACGUUAUAAGGGUUUAAUUGAAAACUGUACUGUUCAGGGAGAAUUUUCAUUUCAGCCACUUGUAGCUCCUGUUGUGGUCAGACAAGGAAAUCCUGUGUGGGAACCCUUAGAUUGGAAAUUGGUACAAGGGAUUCAAAAAUCAAUUAUGCAAUAUGGUACCGAUAAUAAAUUAGUCAAAAAUCAAGUUACUGCCUUAAUUAAGUAUAAUGAUCUUGUUCCUGCUGAUUUGAGAGCAAUAAUGGAACUUAUUCUCUCUCCAACCACAUAUAUGCUUUGGCUAGCUAAAUGGCAAGAGGCAUUAGAAGAAAAGCAGUUAGAUAAUGUGCAUCUUCCUCAAGGGGGCCCAUUGCGAGUCGCCCCCUUGGAUGCACUUUUAGGAGCAGGACAAUACAAAGAUGGAGCAGUUCAAGCUACCUUACAUGUGAGAGCAUAG
This is a messenger RNA of Myiozetetes cayanensis, 8618 nucleotides long. RefSeq lists its product as uncharacterized. The transcript is spliced from 5 exons. The coding region runs from base 7236 to 8618 and encodes 460 amino acids. The record is from RefSeq and is a predicted model, not a curated record. NCBI's taxonomy places the organism in Eukaryota, Metazoa, Chordata, Aves, Passeriformes, Tyrannidae. Gene Ontology annotation, biological process: viral process.